GAAAUAUUCUAAAAAUAUUAGAAAUGAGACAUCGAACCCGAAAAAUUCGCAUUUAUUAAGCAAUUAUUAAAUGGCUAUUUGACAACCAGAACAAAAAACACAUACUGGACUGUAAGCGAACAAGUAAAACAUUGCAGUCAAUAAAUUCGUUAUCAUGAUUUCUAAUCAUUCGCGAAUAUGAGGUUAUGUUGUUUUUCGUAAAAUCUUUUUUUUUUUACUCAGAAAUCGAUAAUUGCCGAUAACCACAACAUACCUAUCUAUGGUACUGGUACUGACUAAUACGCAUGAGAGUGUGUGCCGCUAACAUUUUUAAUGCAUUGGUAUUUUAUUCGUUGAACGGCGCACGUUUAAAUUAAAACAUUGGAAAGAAUAUUUUUAAAAGUUUAUUGCUAAUAAUUAGUAGGUAUUACUUGAGUUCCUGCAGUCAAGAGGUGAGUUAUCUUUCCCCCUCUGUUAAUGUGUGUACGUCCAGGGUCACAAGGUGUUUCAAGUUUCGUUUCAUUGGACAUUGGCGAGAUGUAGAAUUCAUUUGCUCAGCGGUUAUCCGCUGGUUAACAAUGGGCUGAAUGUGUACCUAGUCCUAUACUCUUUUGCCUACAUUUACCCAUUUCAAAACAGUUAAGCAGUAUACGAAAUUUCAAAUUGUAGUUUAAUAAAAGUUGAUUCGUUUAAAAGGUGAAAUGGCUGCUGAUGAUUUCUUUGAAGGAGCCGAGAAACUAUUGGAAAUAUGGUUUGGCCAUCAAGAUGGAAAAGUAGAAAAUGGGGACUUGAGAAAAAUACCAAGGUAAACUAUUUAAGUGUUUAAUUACUAUUUUCUAAACAGAUAGUGCUGUGGGUGAUUUUAGCCCUUUCAAUUUCUCAAUUUUUCUUGUUUCAUUUCAUAGUAUUUAAUGGUACAUGUGUCAUUAAAUUUUAGCCUGAAUUUUCAAUAUAAUAAUUUUAAAAUUUAAAAAGUAUUUAAAAAAUUAAAUAAUUCGUAAUAUGAAUUAUUACAUAUUUUUAAAAAAUGUAAAAAAUAAUUUUCAUUAAAUUUAAAAUCACCUACUAAUUCAUCUAUAAUAAGUUAAAUACUAAUUGCUUAAAUGCCUAAUUAUUCGGUAGAUGUACUUAUGUAUGGUUAUAAUUCAUCACGAGUCAUUAAAAAAAAAGUAGAUAGAUAAAAAAAAAUUGUAAAAUUUUAACAGCUAGUAGUUACUAAUCGGGUAAUAUAGAAUAAAUUAUUAUAAUCAUGUAUUCGUAUCUAUAAUCAAAUAAUGCUCAUCAUUAUUAGAUAUUCUAACCUUUGUCUUAUAUUAAUAUAAAUUAGAUUUGAUAAAUGUAUUGACACUGAUAUGUAAAAUAUUAGAUAAUAAAUAAAGAUAAAAUUAAUUAAUUACCUACAAUUUAACAUCUUUGUAUAGUUCUUAUUAAUUUCAUAUUUUCAGUAAAACUUGAAACUAUUUUAGUUAUUAUAAAUUCAAUUAGUUAUACAAUUUAUACACAAAUGUAUGAUAUUAGUUGUUCACAAAAUAUUUCUUAUAUGUAUCUUGCUAGUGGUGACUAUCUAAAAGAAAUUAUAUUAAUAUUGAAUCUUUAAAAUAAUUAUUAUAUACCUAAUAGACAUGCUUAAUUUGAAAGAAAUGUCCAAAGAAAAUAACAAAUGCCUAGUUUCAUUGAUAUAGUUUAUUUUAUUUCUGGAUGUUUAAUAAAGCAAUCAAACAAGUGGCAUAGUAGUUUAUGAAAAAUAAUAAAAAUAAUUAUAGGUACUUAGUUUUUAUUUGUAUUAUACAGGAUGUAUGGGGAUAUAAGUACUUCUAAUUUGGGCUAUCCUUAAGGCAUAGGACAGGCCCUGGACAUCACAGUUUUUACAUAUAUUUGGACCUGCACGUUUGAAAAAAUUAUAAAUUAUUAUAGUAUAAUAAAAUGUGAAAAUAUUUAAAAUUUCGCCUUGGGCCUUGCAAAUCCUAACUUCCAAUAAUUUUAUUUUAUAUGAAAUAACAAAUUCUAAUUCUUAUUUUUUCUUGUGUUGGUUAACUCAGUUUUCAAAUAUAUUUCUUUAAAAACAACAAUAUUAUUUUGGUGCAAUAUUUGGGUACAGUCCAAUUAUUUUCGGCGCCAAAAAUAUGAAAUAAAAACAUAUUCCCAGUAUGCGAAGGUUAAUAAGUUUACACAAAAUAAAUAAUAAUAAGUUAAUAUUAUAAAUUACAUACUUACUACAAAAUUGUAAACCUAUAAGUGUUAUUUACACAUUUUUCAUAUGGUCACUUAUACUACUUAGCUAACAAAACAUAAUUUAUUUUAUCAUUGUCUACGAUAUGAUAUGUUAUAAAGAAUGCCCAUUGUGUUUAAUUAAUACAACAAUAGAUAAGCUUAUUUUAUAGGAUUUAUUACUAUUAAAAUUAAUUUACGCUGCUUACUAUAACUAUACAUUAUAUACAGUACUUGUAUUUCAGCGAUAAAAAGUACGUACCUGUAAAAAUACAUAUAAAACAUAUCUGUAAUAAGUAUCUACAUACAUUUAAAAUCAUAUAGUUUAUAAUUACCAUCGAUUAUAUUUCAUUAUUUAGUUAAUACAUUUUAAUUAAUAUAAUUUAAAAUUAAUCUGAAUUAACUUAAAUUAUUAUUUAUAAUUUUGAGUUUUGUACACUUAAUAAAUAAUUGUUUUAGGUACCCUAUAUUUAGUAAUUGUUGUUAAACAUUUAGAUUGUAUUUAAAGAAUAUACAUUUGUUUUCAAAACUAAUGUAGAUAUUUGGCACUAAAUAAUUCAUACAUUUGAACCAUUGUUUCAUAAAAUUAUUAGCGUAAGGAUUAAUGUUUCAUACUUUGUAGAUUAGAUUUUUCAACUUAACAUAGGUACCCAAUAUGAUUAUUAUUAAUAUAUAUUAUUUCAAUACAUUAUAUCAUUUGAGUUAUUAAAUGAACAAAGAUAAAUUAGAUUAGGUAAUACAAAAUUAAGACAGUUAAUACUGUUUGUAUAAACCUAUACCUAUGGGCAAUGACCUAUUGGAAAUAUAGAUAACUUAAUUUAGAUAUAAAAUUUGCAUGUUAUAAUAUCCUGUAAUAAUCACCCAGUUUAAUUAAUCAAUUAUUUGUUUUAGAGAAAAAUAUGAAAACCUUUUGAAAGCAGCCUGUUGUGAAGUGAUCAGUUAUACUAGUAAUGAUGAGAUUGAUGCCUAUGUCUUAAGGUAAAUAAUGAAAAAUAAAAUCUAAUACAAUUGCUAUUGAAAAUAAAAUGUAAAAAUCAACUAUUUGGUUCAUUUUUUGAACAAAUUCAAAUAGUUAAGUUAUUAUUGUAGAUAUUUUAAAGUUAUGUAUUACUAGUUAGUUAUUAUCACUAAAUUAAAAUGUUGUUUUAUAAAUAGGUUAAUAUUUAAUUAAUACAUUUUGCGUGAAGUUGAGAAUAUAUUGGUUUUACUAUUGAAUGCUCACUCUCACUGAUCGUUUUUUUUUUUUGAUGACAUAAAAUAAAAAUUGCCCUAACAUAUUUGACAUAAGGUCAAAUGUGGUAAGAGAAAGCCAUUUUUCAAUCAUAAAACUACCCAAUUACUGAUAUGCCACUGGUGUCAGAUAGCCACUAUGAAGUAUGUAGUAAUGUACAUUCAGCAGUGGUAAAUAAUAGUAGUGCUUUUUACAGGCAAGUAGCUAGGAAUUUUUUUUUUUGAUCGGGAGGGGAGGGGGUUAACAUACAAUUUAUCCCCAAACUCCCAAUAAUCUGAUUUUUUAAGUAAGAAACUUAUAUUUGAGGGUGGGGUUCUAGACUCCAUGGCCUUCCUGGUUACAUGCCUGGCUUCAUAGCACAUAUUACUAUUCUACAGUGAGCAAUAUAUCAUAUAAUAUAUUAUAUAUUGGUUGUCCCACGAAGAUAUUCCUCUUGAAAUCUCUGGAGAUAAUAAAGAUAAUUAAAUCAUAUUUUUUUAUGUAUAUAUAUAUAUUUAUAUAUUAUAGAAAUUUUUUAUUUUAUUAUUUUUGAAAAAUUUUAAUGUAUCACACAUUUAUAUCCGAUGAACAUUUUCUAAGUAACAGUUAUUUUAAAUUUUACUAAUCCAUGUGAAAACCAAUGUUAUCUAGAAAAUAACUAACUGUAUUUUGCAAAAAACAUUGGCUAACAUUUUUCAAAAAUAAUAAAACAAAAAGUUAUUUUUUAAUAAAAAAAAAAAUUAUAAAUUUUAUGAAAAUUUGUAGUUUUCAUCCAUUGUGAGUAAUGUAAAAAAAAAAAAAAUAUAUUUAAUUUGAUUAUCUUUAUUAUCUCCACAGAUAUUCAAGGGGUAUAUCUGUGGGACAGCCCAGUCUGUAUAGCAUUUAUAAUCAAUAGUUUUACAAUAAUAUAGGGGUUUUUUUUUGUUUUGCUACAAUAAUUUUUUUAAAUACUAGAUGUAGUAGAAAAUAUUAUGUAUAUAUAUUAUAUGUUACAGUAAAUGUUGUUAUAAUUAUACUUUUUUGUGUAUAAAAACUGAUUGUGUGCUGUUAGUUUUAACAUUAGUGUCUUUGCUUAUUAUUAAACAAUAUUACAAUUUAAAAAUCAUCCUAUCUCGCUUAAAAAUUAAAAUAUCGAGAAAUAACCAAUGUAUUACACAAACAAUAUUCUCACCUUUAAGUUUGAUAAUAAGCCAACACACUCUAAUAUUAAAAUUAAUGACACAAAAUGGGUUAAUAUAUAAUUAUAACAACAUUUAUAGUAACAUAUAUAACAUACAUAUUAUAUAACUAAUAAAGUACUUUAAUAUGGCCAUUUUUAGAAUUUUUCAGUAGUUUUUUCUGUUAUUUGUUAAAUGAAUGCAAAACAUUUAGUAUAAUUGACAAAAUACCUGAAAACUCAAGAUAGAUAAUGGUAGGAAAUGUUAAAUAUUUUUUGGUAAAAAUACAAUGUGUAAUUAAUUUGCUAAGAUUAAUUAUUCAGUACGAUAUAUAUUAAGUUCUACAAUACUCAGGGUCACAAAUCAUUAUAAUUUCAACCCAGUUAAUUGGAAUACCUAUUUCAAAAAUAUUUAAAACCAAGGACUAUUAAAAAUUAAUUAAUAAAAAAUUAAUUUAUAACAAACUAUUUCAAAUUUAUUUUAUUCAUAUACAAUGUUCAGAACAGUAUUAUAUAAAUAAAUUAUUCUAAAUUGGACAAAUUAAUAAUUAUUUAUGAUAAUGAACUCCACACAUUCAUGCCACUCAAAUCUAUAUUCAGUGAAUUUCUUUCAAAAAUUAAAACAAUUUUUGUUUAAUUUUGACAUUGAGAUUUCAUUUGACGUAUGCAUAUAUGAGGGUUGUCCAUAAAAUAAGGUUCCCAAAGACCUGCAGAUGCGAGGAACUCUGUUAGGCUAACAGAGGAUUUAACAAUAUUGAUUUGUAGCUUGGUUCCCUUUAUCCCAGACAUCUUCCGCGAGCUGUCUGUGAUGCUCAAUCUUGGCUGGGCAGCCAUUAGAGACUUAGCUUCCAUUCACUUUUUCCAAUAGGUAUGAAUUAUGCUCUGUGAUUCGUUUUUUGUGUGCAAAUAAACACUGCACUAAUGGAUAUAAUUAUUCCCAACUGUGUGAAGUCUACAGAGAAAAGUAUAUGAGCAUACAACACAUGCGCAAAUGGUGUAGAGAAUUUGAAGACGGAUGUACAGAUGUCUAUGAAGAACAACAACAUUCUGGGCGUCCAUCGGUGUUGUACACUCAUACACUUUUAUCUGUAGACUUCACAUAGUUGGGAUUGAAUGUUUACCAGUUUUUUGCACAAAAAAAAAAAAUCACAAAGACGAUUCAUACACGACAAGAGAAACGAGUGGGAGCUCUAUCUCAAUAGCUGUCCAGCCAAGACUGAGCUUUGCAGACAGUUCGCCUGGGCAGUAAAUGGGAAAAAGAGAGCUAAUACACACUGUUGUUAUGAAUACGUAUAUACUAUAUAAUAAUUGAAAAUUAUAAUAUAUCCAUACAUUUUAAAACUAAGUCAUUUUUUUUUCUGAAAAUCUCAAUAAGUUGAAAAAAUUGUAUUUCCCUAGAAUUUCAAAUUAUUGAGGUUUCACUGUAUUAUAUUUUAAGACACUAUUUUAUCAAUUAGAUAGACUUAUUAUUAAGAAUUUAAAUUAUAAUACAAUACUUAUUUUCCAGUUGUAUAUUUUUGGCGACUGGUUUUUAAUUAAUUUAAUUUAAAUGUAAAUAAUUUAACAAUAUUUUUAUUAUUACAAUAAAUAAUUUAAAAUGUUAUUUUAAUAUAAACAAUUAUACUGGACAAUAGUUUAUAAAAUGCUAACCAAUAAAAGAUAUAUUUUAGUUUGUGAAAAAAUAUUAAUGAAUAUAGUACACAUUAUUAUAAAAUGCAAUUUGUAAUUACAAUAAAUUUGUGAACUUUACAAAUACUAUUAAAUUGUAAUCAUGUAAUUUGUUAUAAGUUACAAGUUUAAAGUUUUAUAUAAUAAUACAAAAAGUAUUUGCCAUAAGAUUAUAAAAGAUUAACAAAGCAUGGGGAGUUCCUAUCAUCUCAUUAUUUUUUUUUUUUAUUUUAAUUUUAUUUUUAAAUAUUUAAUUAGUUAUGAUUAAAAAUUAAACUACUUUUAUAUUGAUAAGGCGAUAAACUAAUCUAAUUUUUAAGGUGUAAUUAUUUAUAAUUAACAUCUCUUUAAUAAGAGAAAAAAGAUUAAGAAAUAAUAUUUUGUACAUGUAAAAAAAAAAAAAAAGGAAAAAUUAAUUGCAUCUAACAUAACAAACAUUGGACUUAAAACAAACAUUUUCUCUGGACAUAUAUUUUUUUUGUUUUAUAAAAUAAGAUAAAUUGAUUUUUAAAUUUAAAUUUUUAAUUAUGUAAAUUAAUUAAAGUUUAAUUAAUUUAAUUUUAAAUUAAUAUUUUUUAAUUAUACAAUACAUUUUGAUUUAAAUAUAUUUUUAAACACAUGCAAAUAGAAUUAGAUUAAAUCAGAUAUCAUAAUUUUAUACCAAUGACUUCUUUUAUUAUUUAGUUAAAAAAAAAAAAUGCUGGUUCACAAAUAAAUCAAUAAUACAUCUAUGGCUUAAGAGUUAAUAAAAUAAUUAUGUUGCUUUUGUUAUAAUAUUUACAGUGAAAGUAGCAUGUUUGUAACAAAACGUCGAUUCAUAUUGAAAACCUGUGGCACAACAACCCCAAUAGAAUGCAUUAAAUUAUUUUUACUGUAUGUAAAUGAAUUCACUGGAUUUGAUGAAGUAGAGGAUGUUUUUUAUUCACGUAAAAAUUUUGAAAGGCCAGAACUCCAAAAAGAUACAUACCGCAACUUUAAAUUAGAAAUUCAAACUUUAGAUAUCAUAUUUAAAGGAAGUAUGUAUACAUUGUACUUUAAAUAUAAAUACACCAUUUAGCCAAUACAAUUUAUUUAUUAUUAUUAUUAUUUAUCUGUUGUACAGCUGGAGUGGUACGGUGUAUGUGUUCAUCAAAAACAAAUGAUUCUUGGUAUUUAUAUGCAUUGCAACCUGUCAAAUGUUUUAGCAACGAAAAACAAAGUCCUGAUCAAACAUUAGAGGUACUCAUGACCCAAUUAGAUCCUAAUAUAAUGCAAAUAUUUACUAAAGAACAGUCGGCAAAUGCUAUUCAAGCUACUCAGGUAAACUAUAUAAUAACCAGAAUUAACCUAAAUACAAUUUAAUGUCUACAUGCUUAUACUUUAGAAUUCUGGAAUAUCAGAAUUAUUGCCAAACAUGAAAAUUGAUGACUUUUUGUUUGAUCCUUGUGGUUAUUCAAUGAAUGGUAUUGGAAAUGAGGUAAAGUAAUUUAUUUACCUUUUAUUAUCUAUUAAAAAAAAAAUAAUAAUCAACUUUUCGUGUAACACUACAUUAUUUUUAUACUAUGAAUAAUUAAUUGGAAAAUGAAAUUAUUUAAUAACACUAAUAUUUUAUUAAAUGAAAUAUAAUUCAAUAAUCAAUAUUUUUUUCUACAGGGACAAUAUAUGACUAUUCAUAUAACUCCUCAACAAGAAUUUUCUUAUGUCAGUUUUGAGACCAAUGUUCCUCAAAGCUCUUACAAAGAGCUUAUUUCAAAAGUGCUAAAAACAUUCCAACCAGAAAAAUGUGUACUCACUUUGUUUACUAACGAGGUAUGCAAUACAAUCAAAUAAAUAAUAAUCAUUCAUUCAUUAAUUCUAAAUUGCUAAUAUUUUUCUCAUAAACCUUUUUCUGUUUAUUUUAAUAAAAAUUUUAAAAAAUCAACCUUUUUAAUAAAAUAAAAUUUAUUAUUUUCUAACAGAAAUCACCAAGUAAAGCAAAUCACAAGGAAUUGAAAUAUUUAACACAAUUGGGCGAAUGGCAACAAGACACAAACAAGACAUGCUCAUUGAAGAACCAUGAUCUAACUGUGUCCUUCUACUCAAAAUACCCAAGCUGAGAUCAAACGGUGUGGGUCAAGUCUCUCUUCAAAACCCAAAUGCCUUUAUUGUUGCCACACUACACAGCCGUCCUAGUCAUUCUAGUCUGUAUAAAAACUCUAUGUAUCACUAAACCUAUUUAUCACUUUGCAUGGCGUCGUUUUAAAAUAGCGUAAAAGAUUUCUCACAACAUUCCGGUGUAAACUAGAAUUUUAUAUCAUAGUUGUUUUUAUUUGUUCGUGUUAUUUUCUCAAAAGACUUUAUGGACGUUAAAUGUUCCUGUAACGAACACUAAAUGCACUUAGUUGAACUGUGAUUAUGUGGUGGGCAUUUUGAUUUGAGACCGAUACUGAAUUAAUGCGCCAUAACUUAUAUUUCCAUUUAUAGAUAUUUGUUAUUACAUUUUUUAUAAAUACCUUUAUAUAUUUUUUCUUUUAUGAAACUACAUUCUUUUAGACUGUUUAGAAAAGUAACCUUUUAAAUAUAUACGAAAUUGUUUUUCAAUUAAUUAUGUUAUUUUAUUUUAAAUUAUUAAUUUAUGCAAACAGUUGUAUUAAACAGAACAAUUUUAUUACAUAAAUAAAGUUUCAAAAUUAAUUAUUAAAUGCUUUCUGUUGCAUACACUGACUGCUUUUACAAUCAUAGAUCACUAAAUCUUGUUUAAAUUCUUAUUUAUUUCCUAAAUUAUUAGUUCAUUAUGUAAUCUAUUUCAAAGUGUGAAUAACUUAAAAUUUAAUUUAAACUGUUUAAUUUUACAUAUUAUAUUUUGUUGGUUUUUCAGAUAACAUCUAUAGUGAUUAAUUAUUUAUAUUAUUGUUUUUGUAAAAUUAUGAAGUUAAAAUAAUGUAAUAAUUUUAAAUUUUGUUAUUACAUUGAAAUGUUAUUCAAAUUGAAUAAAUUAUAUAAGAAGGGAUAAUUUUCCAUAGAUCUCUAUGUUAUCGAUGUAUACAUUAUAUAUGAAUAUAAAGUUUAUAGAAAAAUUAUGGAGAAAGUAAACAAUAUAGGUUAGUAAUCUGUUAUUAAUUGUUGAGUUACCUAUUUAGAUAGAUACCUGUUUUUAUAUGUAUAUUUUAAGAGAACAAUUAAUCAUUACUUGGAAGGUAUAAAUAUGUUUUAAGAAGAAAAACAUGUUAUACAAAUUAUCUAAAGCUGGGUCCACCCAGACAAUAAAAAUAAAAAAAUGUUUUCCACAGAAUCAAAACAAUUUUAUUUUUCCUAUAAAUUGUUGGUAUUUUUAAGAACAAAGUUGUGCCUCGAACAGUAUCGAUAAAUAUUGUAUAUUAGUUUUGUUAUUAUAAUGAACAUUGCCAAACACGUGCGGGAAAAUAUUUUAAAAAUAUCCAACAAGCAAUAGUGUUUCAGGAUUUUGUCAGUUGUGCU
Molecule: messenger RNA, 9656 nt
Organism: Cinara cedri
Lineage: Eukaryota; Metazoa; Arthropoda; Insecta; Hemiptera; Aphididae
Source: the annotation of a GenBank genome assembly